AUGCGGAAGAAAUACGAGGCUAAGGCUGCAGCGGCGGCUUUGCGCCGCGAGGCGACAUCGGAUGCCAUUGCCUCGGUUACCAGCAGCGGCAAAAGGAGCUGCAUUACUGACUACUUGGAGACGGAUGCGGCAGCUGGGAAGCGCGAAGCACAUGAGGCGUUGGCGCUCAUGUUCGCGGGGUGUCGCAUCCCUGAGCGCGUCGCGGAUCACCCGCUCUUCAUCAACGCCGUUUGUGCCAUUCGGGACGCCGGCACAGGAUACGUCCCACCAAAGAAGGGGUUCAUCGGCGGGGCGGGCUUGCGACUGUGCUGCGACAGCAUCGACAGGGGGCUUUCUGGAGUGAAGGCGAGCUGGAAGCGGACCGGCGUGACAAUUUCUUCUGACAUGAUGACCGAUAAGAACGGUCGCCCCCAGGCGAACGUGUUUCUCGUCAACGAGAGUGGCGCGGUGUUCAAGGACUGCGUGGACUGCCGCAUGGAGAGUAAGACCGGCGGUUACGUCGCCAGCAUCCUCAGGCCCGUGGUGGAGGAGGUCGGACCGGAGAACGUGGUGGCGUUCUGCACGGACGGGGGGUCCAACUACGCAGUGGCGUGCAACCAACUGAUCGCGGAAUGGCCGCACAUUCAACACGUGCCCUGCGGCACCCACAUGUUGGACCUCUUCAUGGAGGACGUCGGCAAGAUGCCGUGGGCCAAGAAUGUGGUGGACCCUGCGGGCGAUAUCAGCUCCUUCGUCCGCAACCACCACUGGACGAGGGGAUACUUGCGGAACCCGCAAAUGGUGGGUGCAAGGAUGCUGCAGGCGCUGAAACCGGCGGGAACCAGAUUCGGGACACAAUACAUUGUUGUGUCCCGUCUCUGUCAGCUGCGGCAGUCGCUUGCACAGAUGGUGGUGUCUGAUGUGUGGAAGGGCUGGGCAGUUGGGGACAGGAAGAAGCCUGCGGAGAAAUUUGCAGCGCAAAUUCUUGAUGACGCGUGGUGGAAGACGGCGGAGUUUUUCUGCAAGUUGAUGAAGCUCCCGUUCUUCGCAAUGCGUAAGACCGAUGCGGAUGCCAAGGGGAUCAUGGGCCGUAUGUAUGACAUUAUGUUGCAGUUGACCGAGGAUGUGGGGACAGUGGUGGAGGAGGAUGAGGAGCAGCUCUCCCACUCCGACAAGGUGCAGAUCCGCCGCCUGCUGAGGGACAGGUGGGACGGCAGCCUCGCCUGCCCCAUGCACGUUGCGGGGCGGAUUCUCAACCCGGCGAACCGGGAUGAGGACAUCUUCGGCUCAGACGCGGAGUGCACAAAGGUAUUCAAAGCCUUCAUCACUCAGCACGCCGAGCACCUUUGCAAUCACGGGAAGGAGGGGGAAGAUGGGGAUGACAUUGGGGAGGUUUUGAUGGAACUGCAGGACGGGUGGCAUUCCCGUGCAGAUAUCAUGCCGGGUGUGGUGCUCGGAAACAUGCCGGAGCCUCCCGUGCCCGAGGGCUACAAUGUGGUGGAGGGGGACGAGGAGAAGGAGGAGGAGGGGGAAGACGACAUUCUGGAGGAUGAGUAUGAGUAG
This is a messenger RNA of Closterium sp. Naga37s-1, 1542 nucleotides long. NCBI's taxonomy places the organism in Eukaryota, Viridiplantae, Streptophyta, Zygnematophyceae, Desmidiales, Closteriaceae. The record is from the annotation of a GenBank genome assembly.